Messenger RNA from Rhizopus microsporus ATCC 52813, 1329 nucleotides. RefSeq lists its product as uncharacterized. NCBI's taxonomy places the organism in Eukaryota, Fungi, Mucoromycota, Mucoromycetes, Mucorales, Rhizopodaceae. Gene Ontology annotation, molecular function: zinc ion binding; DNA-binding transcription factor activity, RNA polymerase II-specific. Gene Ontology annotation, biological process: regulation of DNA-templated transcription. The coding region runs from base 1 to 1329 and encodes 442 amino acids. The record is from RefSeq and is a predicted model, not a curated record. The transcript is spliced from 4 exons.
AUGAAUUAUAAUAAUAACAAUAUCAUAUUACCACAGCUAGUGACAGCACAAGAACAUCAAGUAAAAAAGAAGCCACACGUUCAUAUCGCUUGCAACAAUUGCAAAAAGGCUCAUUUAGCUUGUGAUGAAUCUAGACCUUGUAAAAGAUGUACUGCAACAGAUAAAGCAGAUUCCUGUCAAAACACUGAGCAUAAAAAGAGAGGUCGACCUAAACUGAUAAGAGAUGAAAGCAAGUCUAAGUCAAGAAGACUCAAUGCUAUGAUACCAGAAUUGGUUAAUUCAGUAUUUUCGACUGAUAAUAGCAUGAAAGAUGAAGAUGCGCUACAAAUGAUGACCAUAUUUAUUACCCUUGAUUUAUGCUGUGCUAGAGCAUCAGAUGAAUCUUUUGAUUUUCUAGACCUCUACCCACAAGAAUUAGCACACAGAUCAAUAUAUGAUUUUAUUCUUCCUGGUGAAGAAAGCCAUGUUUCCAAAAUACACAGAUAUUUGCUUAACAACAUCGCACAGCAGCAUCAACAAAAGAUACCCAAUAACAUUCUACGAUCUUCUUCUGAUCUUUUUUAUUCUACUCCUGCAAAGAAAUUACUGGAUAUUGCCAAUGGAUCACAAACAUUCAAACAAACUAUCAAGUUCCGUCGUAAAGAAAAACAAGGGCAAGAGAUGCAAGCAAGUUUUUAUCUGGGCGGUGGGUUAGGCGCGGAUCUGCUGGAAUCCUCAACCUUUAGUCAAUUAUAUAUCGUUUGUAUACUAUCGCCUACUGCUCCUAUCAAAAGAUCAAGUGCUAUUAAUCUGUCCUCUUUGCUCUUAUUAAAUCAUGAUAUUCGUCAAACCGAGUAUCAACAGCAACGGGAUGAAGAGGAAAGACUUUUGGAUAUUUUAUCCUCAUCGCCUUCAAAUAGCUACUCAUCUCCUACAAACAGUUACAAUUCCUUAACUUCCCCCUCAAUUAAGCAACAGCAGUUACAACAACAACAAAAGCAACAACAAAACAUAGGUGAGCCUACUACUUCUAUCCAGCUAGACAACAAAAAGAAACAAAGCGAACUAAGCAUGUUUCAAAUAAAAUCCUCGACCAAGGAUAGCCGUUCGUUGGCGAAUAAUAAUAGCAAACAACCACAACAACAGCAACAGCAGCAACAGCAGCAGCAGCAGCCAUUUGCACACCCUAAUGAACUCUAUUAUUUUCAAACCACUUCCAGUAGGCUAUCAUCGGAGGCUAUGGCACGGACAACAUAUCCAUACUUAUCAGGCACAAACCUUGUCAACACAAACAUCCAUUUUAGCCCAUUAGCAAAGUUCAAUAGUAUGUCUACAACUUUUCUCAGUUGA